AUGGGCAACUGCAUCAAUAGGGUGCCUCUGUUAGGAUCCCCUUCAGAAGAGGACCAAGACGAGGCAUGGAAGAAACAGACGCGUGGAAGGAUAGAAAAUAAACUUUACAGACUUGUGGACCUGAAGGGUCCCAAUAGCAACACAGAACUGGUUCAAAUCUGGAAAGAAAGUGGAAGACCAGGAUUUAUGAGAGAGCUUCAACGCAAUGCAAUUCUAAUUCCUUAUUUAUAUGAACGAGGCGAAGGAAAGGAGGUUACGGCUGAGGAGAUGAAGGAAUGGCAACAUGAAAAGGGGCAUGAGGUAAACAAAUAA
This is a messenger RNA of Porites evermanni, 312 nucleotides long. Lineage: Eukaryota; Metazoa; Cnidaria; Anthozoa; Scleractinia; Poritidae. The record is from the annotation of a GenBank genome assembly.